Messenger RNA from Myxocyprinus asiaticus (Chinese sucker), 3078 nucleotides. RefSeq names its product amphoterin-induced protein 3-like. Bases 612 to 2066 code for a protein of 484 amino acids. Gene Ontology annotation, molecular function: protein binding. The record is from RefSeq and is a predicted model, not a curated record. The transcript has a single exon. NCBI's taxonomy places the organism in Eukaryota, Metazoa, Chordata, Actinopteri, Cypriniformes, Catostomidae.
CUGAAUAGAAAACAGGAAAGGCUGGGGAGAGAUUAGUACUGCACUCUGUGGACUCAUCACUCAAUGAAACGACAUUCUACAAACAACACGCACACUCAACCUGAGAGGAACUGUGAAAGGAAAGGAGCAAGUUUUGUUUACAACCUGGAAAACGCUGUGGACUUUUUGGACGUUUUUUGAUCAGAACAAUGUUCAUAAAUAACUUAUAAAUAUGGAUCAUUACAGCAAAGUGAGCACAGAGAUACCAGACCUAAGAAGGUUCUGAGUGACUAUGCAACUUUCUGGUAGGCUUUCCAGAACAUAUUUGUGUACAUUGUGUUAUUAGAAUAAGUUAACAGAUGUGGAAUGACAUAUAUUUUAAAUAAAUAUAGCAAAAGGAGGGUGUUAUAUUCUUAAUUCAUUCAUUGCUCCAGAUACUGCCCAUCUGGUAUUACUGUACAGAGUGAAUUAAAUGCCCAUCUGUGAAUCACAACAUCAUUUGGAGGAUAUGACAGAUGUAAAACGUCCUUUCUAGGAUUUAAGAACAGAGGGCUUUCUGUAUCUAUUGGUUUUCCUACUGUGCCGACGCUGUUUCAGGUGUAAUCUGUACUCUUGUACGUGCAACCAAAAGAAUGACCUCUAUAUCUUGUACGGUUUUGAUCUCACUCUUGGUUCGGUUCUCGUGGGCCAGCUGUCCUCAUGGCUGCCUGUGCACCUCUGACAUCCUAAAUUGUGGCUCGCUGGGUCUGGACCGAUUUUCCUCUCCAAUAUCUUUCACAACUUCUGUCCUGGAUCUCAGUCAUAACAGACUAACCUGGCUGGCAGCAGGCACCUUCUAUGGGCUCCCAAGGCUGCACACUUUGCAUAUGUCCCAUAACCACAUCUCGUUGCUCAGCCCAGGAGCUUUCCAUAACAUAAGCAGUCUACGAUAUCUGGACCUCUCCUCCAACAAAUUACAGGUGGUGGGGAAGUACAACUUUCAGGACCUGUUGGAGUUGGAGGUGUUGUUGCUCUACAACAACCGCCUUACCCGUGUGGAAAGCAACACCUUAAUGGGGCUCAGCAAUCUCAGAAAGGUUUACCUCAGCCUCAACCAGAUCACCGACUUCCCUUUCUUCACAGUUCGCAAGCAAAGCCAUCCCAACCUGGUGUCGCUAGACCUCUCCUCCAACCGCCUGUUUCGAUUACCUAUGGAUGACAUUGUGUUGUUGCCUGUGGUAGUGCAAAGAGGCCUAUUCCUGCACAACAACAGCCUGGAGUGUGAUUGCUCUGUAUAUCGCUUGUUCUGGCAUUGGGAACAGAAGGGAUAUGCAAGCGUGAAAGACUACAAGGAGGACUAUACGUGUCUGAUGUACGGCGAGCCUCAAAUAUCAAUUCAUUUUCUGCGCACCUCUCAGUUAUUCGAGAACUGUACAAUAGGGAAGAUGAUAUCCCUCAUCUCCCCAAAGACUGAUAAAGUUGUGUACGAGGGAGAACAAGUAAGACUGGACUGCACUGGAACCCUGAAUGGGGAAGAUCUCUCCUACAGUUGGAUAAUCCCCCAUCAAGAGAACAUCUCUCAGCUGAUUCAGAAUGGAACCCUACGUCUGAAUAAAGAUGGUAGCCUGGAUAUUAUUGCAGCCCAGUCAACAGAUUCAGGGGUCUACCUGUGCACUGCUGUGGAUAACACCAGGAUGAUCAAUGAAUCACGAGAAGUGAACCUUACUGUCUUAGCCCAGCGCUCCAUGGAAGAGCCGUUCAACACUGGCUACACCACCCUGUUGGGCUGUGUUGUGACACUUGUACUGAUACUCAUGUAUCUGUAUUUAACCCCAUGUCACUGUGGUUGCUGUAAACCCCCUCCUCCCUCUCCAGCCAUCUCCACCUUCGGGGAAGACAGAUGCACUCUGGCCUCUAUUUUUGCAGCUCCGUCAACUGGAGAUCGACUGAGGGGCAAGUCUCAGUCCGACAGGCAUGUAGUGUUUCUUGAGCCACUAAUGGAGGGGGAAAACGGCCAACUGAAAGAAGCAUUUGUUGUUGAACAUUCCAUAAUUCAAUGGGACACAGAAAACGUGACAAUUUGCAAAGAUAGAUAUGACUCAGAGUAGCAAACCUGUGACUUCAGAAUACUUCAGGAUUUCUCAUAAGAAUAGUUCACCAAAAAAAUAAAAUGUACUUAUCCUUAUGUUGUUUCAAUGCUGAAUGACUUUCUUUCCUCCAUGGAACACAAUAGGAAAUGUUAGGCAGAAUUUUAGGGAAUGACAGCCUCGGUCACCAUUUACUUUAAUAAAGCACAACAGUGUCCGCUUACUUUUUCAGCUAUUCUGGUUCUGGAAGUAUUUUUCCCAUUCAGUUUUUUCCAUGAGCAACUGAUAAAGUACUACAUAAAAUAAUUCUAAGCCAUGAACCAAACCAACCAGCUUUGGUGAGUCACAUCAUUACAAACUUCAAUUAGAAGCAAAAAAGAAUUUGAAAAUCGGUCAAAAAAGACAAAGGUAGAAGACUUAGUACUUAAAAGGAUAGUUAAUCCAAAAAUGAAAAUUCAUUCAUCAUUUAUUUACCCUCAUGCCAUCCCAGAUUUGUAUGACUUUCUUUCUUCUGCUGAACACAAACUUAAAAAAAGUAAGACAUUUCCACAUGUUGAAGUGGUUUGGGAGUGUAGGCAGACCGACUUGAUUGCGUCAUUUGUAGUACAUCACGAAAGUGGGUGGUCACAGCUGUGCUCUUUUUUCAAGGUUUGCCACGAUUUUCUGAUUAGUGUUUUUUUCCCCUCAGGAUCAUGGGUUUAUAAGUAAACAUUAAUAAUCAGUUCACCAAUGAAAAUUUUUUUCCCUAUAUUUUAAAUCAAUCCCCCUAUUUAAAAUAAAUAUUUUUCUUCUGGAACUAGAUUGUGCUAGUAAAACAUUUUCUCGCCACAGUGAUUGGUGACUGAGGCUGACAUUCUGCCUUUUGUGUUCCAUAUGAAAAGAAAGUCAUAGUCAGGUUUGGAACAACAUUAGGGUGAGUAAAUUAUAACAAAAUAUGAAUUUUUGGGUGAACAAUCCUUUUAAGCCUGAUUGAACCAUGGGGAGCAGCUUUACAAUUAAUCUGCUAUAAUUCCCUAAUAAAUUGUUAUUUUAA